CUGGCUAUGCGAGAUUUGAUAGAAGAAAUGAACGAUGGCGGAUUAUCACAUGAAAACGAAGAUAUCACAAUUAAGUACGCAAAGUGCCGAAUGUGUGGCAAGUCGGAUAAUGAGCAUCUUUUACUACUGUGCGACGGAGUGGUGGGCAGAAAUUUAGAUGGGUCUGCAAUCCGUUGCAAUGUUGCUUAUCACAGCUAUUGUCUACCAGAGAAACUGGACACUAUUCCUGAAGGCGACUGGUUUUGUCCAUUUUGUGCAGAUAAGCAGGACAGAGAGAACUCUGAAAUGCUAUCAUUCAUCGUGAGCGAACUAACAAAUGAUACAAGUUAUCAGAAUGAUACAUCGGAACUGAGCAAUGAAACAAGCACUCAAUUAAAUGGUAUCUCUAGUUAUUCAGAAUUUGAAGAUACUGAUAUUGAAAGUGCUCCAAGUUCGACUACAUUUAGCUUCAUCGACGAUGAAGUUUCUGACUUCGAUGAAUUUAAGAGAUAUCAUACGGUCAGCUUCGAUGAUUCGGAGUCAAGUUCAGAUGAGUCAGGACCGUACCUGAUGUCGUUCACUUCUUCUGCAUCAAGCAGUAGUCAGAAACCAAGACAUACUGUUGUUAAUGAAACUGGAACAUUGACAACAAGUACGAGAACUAAUGUCAAUGGUGGUAGGGUCAAAACAGAACAAAGAAAAAAAAGAACACGCUAG
This is a messenger RNA of Thelazia callipaeda (thelaziosis nematode), 696 nucleotides long. The record is from the annotation of a GenBank genome assembly. NCBI's taxonomy places the organism in Eukaryota, Metazoa, Nematoda, Chromadorea, Rhabditida, Thelaziidae.